UCCCAGACACACUUUCCACCCAACCAACAUCUUUUCGCCUCUUUUUCUUCCCAAAUCGUCUACUGAAAGCGGUCGGCAACCUAGGCGGGGGGAGCCAAAGGCUGGGGCAGCCUGAAUUCUUGCCUUUACUCCCCCCUUCCUCUUUCCUUUUUUCUUAAUUUUCCCCCCCAGGGGGGAGGGGAGGAGAGAGACCCACGUUACGCCCCCCUCCCCUCCUCAGAGCCCCCAUUUGCCCUGCACACACGCCUCCUUCCCCAUUGCAUCCAAGGGAGGUAGCAACAGCAGCAUCAUCACUGCAAGCCGGAUGGGAGAGCUGAGAGGAGGCUGAUGAGAGAGGCAGUUCGCUGCUGCCAACACGGUAGGAGCUGCAGGCAAAAUAACCCAUGCGUCCCCGUGUGUCUGGCGCAUUGUGUUUCAUCAGAGGUUCUUAGACGGGGAGGAGAAUUUUUUUUUUUUUGCCAGAGAGACUUGCCAUGGUUGAAUGUCAAUGCCAGUGAGAGAGAGGACAACAGCCGGAGGAGGAGGAGAGAAGGGGAGGGAAAUGAAGCUGGGCUUGGUGGCGGGGAAAAGGAAGGAGCCUUGCCCUGCACAGUCAAAGGAGAUUCCUGCAGUUGCAGGGAGAAUCGUCCCUGCCAUCCUCCAUGCAGGCUGUGCCGGCUGCCAAUGCGUUUGAUGACGUCCCUGUUUGGUGAAAGGGGAAAGGAGACGUGACCAUGUAAGAUCCACCUUUGCCUGGUCAAUUACAUGCAAAGACUAGAUCCGAUUUCUACGGGGUUUUUAGUCCAGGGGAGUAACAGCUGGGCAAGUACUAAGCUCCCCUCUCCCGCGCCAAUUGCCAUAUUUGUGAGUGCGGUCCAGACAGCUGCUGGAGUGGCGGAGGUAAAAUAAAACACAAGCAAAUGCUUUGGGGGAUAAACUCAUUGGAUGCUAAUCGUGUCUCGCAGGACUUUUAAUAUUUAUCAUGAAACAUUUUGAAAACAACAGCAACAUUUGAAUGAGCAGGUGAGGACAGUGUUUCAGACGUAGGGUGUUUUCACCCCCGUCCCCCCCAAAUAAUGUGAAGGACCUUUUGUCAGCGAAGGCAGUUUUGAUCACGAGAAGAACAAAACCCAGUUUUGCAUUUUAUUAGCCGGCUGUGUCUCCCGUCUGAUGCCACAUCCUCUUGUACCAUUUCAAAUAACUCUGCUGCUAACAGUCAGAAGCAAAAGGAAAUCCUUGACAUGCCAAAUACUGUUGCAAGAACCAUAUUUCCCUCCUUUCUCCACAGCCGCUGGAGAGACCCGACCCCGUUCGUUACAGGUGCAGGAGUUAAGACUUUCCAGGAGCCCCCGCGUUUCUCUGAACCCCCCCCCCCGGCCCCCGCGGAGGGUUUACUUCUAACACCGGAUUAUUUCGAAACAAACUUGUGGAAUUUGUCCAGUUAAAAACAAAAAAAAAGGCGGGGGGAGGGGAGGGGCAGAGAUAAUUUUUUAUCCUUAUUAAUGAUCAGCGGGUUGCGGUGAAUUUUAACCAGCUCUUCCUCCAGAUCCAUUUUUUUUUAUUAUUAUUAAUAAUAAUUAUUGUUUUUAAAGAAAGAAAAACGACCCAACAUUUUGGGGUGGGGAGCGGGAAGGGAGACACCAGCCAAGCAGCCCCCCUGGCUCCUGGGCUCCCCCCGGCUGGCUCCUCUUUCCCGCCCGUCCCUGCCCGGACGGGGACGGCUCAUGUUCACACCAGCCGGCGUGCUCGGCUUCGGGGGCCGCCGCUGCGGAUUGCGGAGCCCGAGCCAGAUGUCGCGCCACCCGAGCCUCCUCAAGUGCCGCUGCCGCAGGCUGUUCAAUGACCUGAAAGUCUUCCUGCUCCGGAGACCCCCCGCGCCCCCUCCGCCCUCGCCCCCGCUCCCCAUGAACAGCGGAGCCCCCCGCCCCGGCGCGCAGGCGGCCGGCCGCAGCCCCCUGCCCGCGCUGCCGGGGGGCCGAGGGGGAGCCUGGAGGGCGCCGGCCGCCGGCGGGGGCGGCCCGGCCAGCCCGCCCGAGGAGGAGGGGAGCAGCCCGGCCGGCGAGCCCCCCACGUCCACCAUGAGCAGCGCGUCCUCGGAGGACUUCUGCAAAGGGAAGGCGGAGGACAGGUACUCGCUGGGCAGCAGCCUGGACAGCGGCAUGAGGACCCCGCUCUGCAGGAUCUGCUUCCAGGGGCCCGAGCAGGGGGAGUUGUUGAGCCCGUGUCGAUGUGAUGGAUCGGUGAAAUGCACACACCAGCCUUGUCUGAUCAAAUGGAUCAGCGAGAGAGGCUGCUGGAGCUGCGAGCUGUGUUACUACAAGUAUCACGUCAUUGCCAUAAGCACAAAGAACCCUCUGCAGGUAAAGUGGCAGGCCAUCUCUCUGACAGUCAUUGAGAAGGUUCAGAUAGCAGCAGCCAUCUUGGGUUCCCUCUUCCUCAUCGCCAGUAUCUCGUGGCUCAUCUGGUCGACCUUCAGUCCUUCCGCCAAAUGGCAGCGCCAGGACCUGCUCUUCCAGAUCUGCUAUGGAAUGUAUGGCUUCAUGGACAUUGUCUGUAUAGGUCUAAUAAUACACGAAGGGCCCUCGGUUUACCGGAUUUUCAAACGGUGGCAGGCGGUAAAUCAGCAGUGGAAAGUGCUGAACUAUGACAAAACAAAAGACAUGGAGGACCAAAAAACAGGGACCAGGACAAACCUCCGAACCUCCUCCCAAACCAACCAUUCAUCCUCCACUGGUGGUACAGCCAGCAACUCCGCUCCAGCCGACAAUGGGGUCCGGGGCACUAGCCACGCCAACGGCACCCUGUCUGACCACCACUGUGCUUACACCAUCUUGCAUAUACUCAGCCAGCUGAGGCCUCACGAACAGAGAAGCCAGUCUAGCACGAACAGAGAGCUCGUCAUGAGGGUCACAACAGUCUGAGCAACGGAAUUCAGGAGGCCUUAACGCGAAGUGGAGGAGACAAAGAACUCAAGAGCAGAGAAGCAUGGUGUGCCUUUAAUUUUCUGGGUAGCUGCACAAGGUGUAAGCAGCACUUGGCCAACUGAGGAAGAAGAAGAUGGAGGCAGAGCUGCACACUCAUGCUAAAGAGGUUAACGUUUUCCAGCCAGUCAAUAUUAUUUUUUAAAAAAAUAACAAAACAAGUGCAAUACGGACUAACAGCUAACUAGGCAGAAGUUUGGGGAAGCCGAGGAAGAGCCGGUAUUAGCAUGUCUUACAAGUUUUAUUAGCUGGGAUGGGUAAUGUUCUGCACACACUCACACACGCCCCACACGCACACAGACACACAGUGUGGGAUGAUAACAAACAGAAGGGGAAUGACGGAAGCGAUGUAUUUGGAGGAGUUUUCAGAUUGUAUUAAGCAGGGAUCUGAGUCAUCGUUUUGUUUCAUAAAUCAUUCCGGAGCCCUGUAUUACUCGCGAAAGAGUAUUUCCACUGAAAUGGCUGGGGAUUUUUCAGUUUUAAUAUUAAAAAAAAAAUCCAUCCAUAUUUCACCAAAACAAAAAUCAGCAAGGGGUUCGGAGAAUGGCGUUGGGAGCGGGUUUGACAGACAUUUUUUGGCGAAGUUUGUACAGAUGCGUGGUGGGUGUUUGAAGCACAAGCACUGGUAUGAUGACCCCAGAUCCCACAUUCAAACCUUCCCGCUCACAAAAACCAUCCUCCAGGCAGACUUUGAGAAAGGAGGCUGCUCCGGGUUAAUUUCCUCUCAUACCCCAUCACCCCUGAUUGAUUACAUUAGGCCAGUCCCAUCUCCACAGCUUUCUCCUGCAUCUGUGAUUCAGACUCUCAUAAGAGGGUUUUUUUAUCUGUAUAUCCCUGCUGCUCAACUUGCAAGAGAGUCUCACUUCACUCAAUCUUAUAGGUUAAGCCCUUGAUAUCCAGUCUGCUGAAUGACUGUGUGGAAAAGACUAAAUGAUGAGCUAACAAAGACUUAGUCUGAAGAGGGAGCACAGUCCCUGAGUGAAUAUAUUAUGCUUUUAAUAAGUCUCCUUUAGGAGCUAUCCACGAAAGUAUCAAUUGCUCUUCAGGAACAUCCUCUUUCAAUGCACAAUGGCUGAAUCAUUUGUGGGUAUUAAAGGGACACUGUCAAGUACUUUUUAAAUAGUUUUUAGGGGCUUUUUUUUUUUUUUUUUUUUACUCUCCAUCAUUUGUCAGAUUCUCUUAAAAACUUGAAAAUAAAAAUUCUUUCCCUAUUGAUUUUUGUCCUUUUCCAUUUGGCACACACUGUUCUCCCCUGGCCAGGGCCUUGCCCCGCUGUGCCCUCACCCCGCCCUGCCCCUCUCCUCCCGACCGUCUACUGCAGCCAGAAGUCAAACAUGGCUGCGCCGUUUACUUUCAUGUGCCCCAGCAUUGCUGACGGUGCUGCACCACGGCCCUGGAGAACAAAGCUGUUUUGUUAGCGUAGCCGAAGAGCAGAAACCGUCCCAAUGCAGAGCCUUAACUGGUUUUGGAGCAAUGCCACAGCAAAUCAAAAAUAACCAACGCCACCAUGGUCAAACCCGGUGCCUGGAGUUAGCCGCCAAAACCCAUAUGUAAGCAGAUGAACGAAAGCAGCCUGCUUUCCAGCUGUGCUGGGGGGUCUCCUGCCUUAGGGGUUUCUAUUACCACCCUUCACAAUGGUAUCUGAGCGCCUCUUGCAGCUUCUGUUGGAGCCAUGGGAGUUGAUUCACGCCCCUACAUAUGGAUUUAGCUGAUGGACUUUCAUAGAAUCAUAGAAUAUCAGGGUUGGAAGGGACCUCAGGAGGUCAUCUAGUCCAACCCCCUGCUCAAAAGCAGGACCCAUCCCCAAUUAAAUCAUCCCAGCCAGGGCUUUGUCAAGCCUGACCUUAAAAACUUCUAAGGAAGGAGAUUCCACCACCUCCCUAGGCAACGCAUUCCAGUGUUUCACCACCCUCCUAGUGAAAAAGUUUUUCCUAAUAUCCAACCUAAACCUCCCCCACUGCAACUUGAGACCAUUACUCCUUGUCCUGUCCUCUUCCACCACCGAGAAUAGUCUAGAAUCAUCCUCUCUGGAAUCACCUCUCAGGUAGUUGAAAGCAGCUAUCAAAUCCCCCCUCAUUCUUCUCUUCCGCAGACUAAACAAUCCCAGUUCCCUCAGUCUCUCCUCAUAAGUCAUGUGUUCCAGACCCCUAAUCAUUUUUGUUGCCCGGGUUUGACUUUGGGCGCCCGGGUUUGAAAUUGCCGGCCUGAAAGCAAUUUAGCUCUCAGAAGGGAUAAGCAUUUUAAGGAAGGUCAGAUUUCUGGGCCUCCAUUACUUGACAGUGUCCCUUUGAAUAUCAGAAUGCAACGGAACAGGUGUCUUUAUGGCAGAUGACAUGUGGGUUCUGAAACUCCAGCCGAGUUGAGUUCUGCCCUGAGAUAAGAUUUAAUCCCAAGACAGCUGAUGAAAUGAGGAGCCAUGCAAACAAACAUGAUUUCUGGGAGGCCAGUGUCUGUAUAGCUGACCUAUCUCACUGUCUACCAAAGAGUGCUUUUGGUUGGGGUCGGGGCUGUUUUGAUGACCUCUGAAAGGUGCUGUUGGGAGCAUGUCUCUUACGGGGCUGCUCCUGUGGUAAAGUCUAGCAAAGUCUGGUUAACGCAAGGGAACACAGCAGCCUCUUCGUGCCCCAGGGGCUUUUCCAAAGGGCAGUGUUCUUGUCACAAGAGAUGGCCACUUGUGAUGCUCUGACAGGGGUGGGGGCUGUCAGACGUAACAGUAAAUAGUGUCAUCUGAUCCCCCUCCAACUCCCAUUAUGGGAUAAGGAAAACCAAAUUCCUUUCACUGGGGUUAGCAGGUUGGGAGUUUAUAAGGUCAGAAGCACAUCUCACCAUGAAAGGGAGGCAUGGCCUGGUGGGCUGAGCACAGGAUGGAGUCAUCUCACUCCAGCUCUGCCACCAACUCUCUCUGUAGCCUUGGGCAAGUCCCUUAAUCUUUCCGGCUCAGUUCCCCAUCUGCAAAAUGGGGAUGAUAAUACUUACCUACCUCACAGGGGUGUUGUGAGAUUCAAUGUUUGCAAAGCCCAUUGACAUGAUAAGGUAGUGUGUGUAAAAUAGAUAGCAAUGAGCUGGUUAGCAGGAAUGAGCACCCACUGCCCUUUGCUGGACAAACGUCAAACUGCUCAGCUCGGUGUAUCAUAGCCCCUACACUGUUACCAGAGAGUCCCCUUUUGCUGAAGUGGUAGGGUGCUGCCACUUUCGUAUGACGUUCUGAGUGGCUCUAACGUGCAGCAUAGUGACAACUACAUGGUCCUACUUGGCCAUGGGUUUGUUACAACAUUUUUCUAUACACGUGUUCUCCAUGCAAUGUGCUUAGAAACAUAUGUUCCAGUUGCAACUGGCCUGUCUGGGUCUGGGCUGUUCAGUGGCUGAAGCAUCCCUCAUGAGUGGAAAACCCUUUCAUUUGGCUUCGGAGCCCAGUUUCAGAGACGGUGACCUUCUGAGCCCUUCCACAAUGGUUUAAGAAUCAAAGACCUAUUUCAGCUAUUUAAUAGCCAAACCAAAUGAACAGAACACGCAGUCUUGCCAAGUUCAUCAAUGACUGGGCAUCAGAUACUAUGGUGACAAGGAGCACUUAAGUACCUAGGUAGAUAAGACGUUAGCUAAAGGAAGUUGGAAACUAAUUAUAACGCUUUCUUAAGCAUAGAUUCCCAAGGCCAGAAGGGACCACUGUGAUAAUCUAGUCUGCCCUCCUGUAUCACACAGGCCAGAGAACUGCCCCAAAAUAAUUCCUGUUUGAACUAGUGCUCAGGAUCUUCGCUUUCAUUCCAUCAGCACAAUCUCCUAGAAGACAGGUGUAAUUGGAACCUCUGUUUUCAGAGCAGUUUAUUCCUGAGCAAAGUGCUUCUGAGUUUUACGAACAUCUAGGCUGCUGGUCUGAGAGCGAUGUGUGCACGUUUUGGGGUUUUUUUAUUAUUUUUUGGAGCGGCUCUGAAGAUGGCAGGAAUAGCAAUGAGCAUCUAUGUUCCAUGGCAGAAUGCGCUCUUCUCUCCUCCCCCGUCCCCUCAUUUCUGCUCCUAUGCAGGACAAUAAAAAGUGCAAAAAUGGAGACAUGCAAACCACACCGUGGACUGGCGGGGGUUUGCAGAGGGCAGAAGGACAAGAUGACGGAGCUAAACAAAGCCGUUCUAUGGAAGGCAUCCCUUCCCUGGCAUCACCCCACCCACACGUCACUGCUCAUCUUGCCUUCUCUUUCAAGUACUCUUCACUUUGCCUCGUUGUCAAAGAGUUCUUGUUUGUAUUUUUAAUGCCAUUCUUACAAAGCAGUGAGCCCUGCUUCCCUCAGAUCAUGCUGUUUGCAAAGAACUCAACAGCUGUUUUGGGGGAGGGCGGGUAGGGGCAAAACCGCCAUCGGGCAUUCCUGUGCUCUUGUGCUUCAUGGCACGGUGAAACAGUCAGAGGUGGCUGAUGGAGAGAUGAGGGGUCUGAAAUGAUUCGUGGUCCUGCUAAAUUACUCACAUUUUGUUACAUUUUGUUCCUGAUUUUCUGUCAGCUUUGAUGGGUCACUUACUGCCUUUUUGGAGAGGUUUUGCUCUGUGUGACUUCUCUCAAUUCUAUCCUCUUUGCCCAAAAUUUCGGUGGUGGCCACAAGCCUUCAUUGCUCUUCCAGUCUCUCCACCAAACACCCACCCUCAAGCCCAUUCCUCCCACCUCCCCCAUCAGAGCACAAGCACACACUUAGACUGUAGUAGGGGGUCUACGUGGUCCAGGCUUCCACUUCUUCUGACGCCCCUCUGGUCAGGACUCACAGCCCUUGCUGUGUUUUGUUUUUUCAAUAUAUAUUCACUUUGAAACUCAUAGUUUCCUGCUGCCAAUCAGCUCCCACAGGACCAGUUGGUCGGGAAGCCCAGAAAGCCAAUAAAACACUCCAUUCCCCGCUUCAAAUGUCAGCACUGGUGGGCUGGCUCUCAAAACACAUGUCUGAAUUUCCCUUUUGCCUUGCUUUAAUAACGCUAGGCCUGUGCUUUUCUAUGGUGGGCCUUGAAGAUGCACCGGUAUCAUCCUGCUCCUGUGGCCAGGCCCUGAGGAAGAGCACAUCACUGUUGCCACAAAUGUCCCAAGAGAUGCGUGCUUCUGGCAUUAUUCUGGAUCAGGGACACUGAUGCCAAUCUUUUCUACGGGGAAGAAAUAGUAGUUAAUACGUUUCCUGGCUUUACUAACUGUAUUUUCACUCAGGGAAACAGGAACAAACCUCCUCAGACUUGCCAGAUCCCUGAGGAUUCCUUCAAACCCCAGUUCCUCCAGUAGGCCCCAUAUCACAGCCAACCUCCUUCCGGCUGAGAAAGCCAUCGGCUGGAGACCAUCCUGAGGGCUGCUGUCUGCGUACGGUUGCCAGCGGUCCCUCUUGUCAAGGGAGAGGCCUGAUUUUUUUCCAGUGGACGUGCCACAUGUCUUGUAGGGCAUUGAGUAGCUCACCACAGGGUGAGCGACACCGAGAGCACAACGCCGUAAUGCAGCAUCUCUGACUCAGCGGACAAAGUAUUCAAGGAGGUAGCUCACCUUCACUCAGGAUAUAAGCAAGCUGCCUCCAUAGCACUGUCACCCCAUGGAUCCAGAGAGGUGGGACCAGCAGUCAAACCCAGGACUCCUGCAUUGCAGCUGAGAGCACAAGGCCAGUCAGCCAGCUAAUUCCUCUUCCCAUUUCAUUACAAUGCCAGCAUGUUACCAGCAGUUCCUGUUAGCAUUUGUCAGCUACGCACAGUGAGGGAAAAUCAAUGUAAAACACUGGAAUAUUCCGGUGGACUGAGCCCUUGGGGCCAGCAGUGCAUAUGCCCUAAUGGUUAGUGCCAGGGGACCCUAACCCCCAGUACCAAUGAACCCCACUCAUGACGCACUCCCUGCUAUUCUACUCCCUCUCUUGGCAUGUGGCAAAACCCUGCCUGCCCAGACUGUGGCUUCUCAUGAGUAGAGAUACCUACAACAUAAACUAUAGGAUGAUUUUGCAACAUGGAUAAAUAUCUGUAGUGUUUUGAAACCAGCACUUGUGACCAAAAGCACUCACAUUAGAAUCCAGAGAUAAACAACUAGUGCAGGAACCUACUGUAUUGACCAUUUACCUCCACUUCAACGCUGAAGGGAGAUAUACUGAAUAAAGCAAUGGUUUCCUUUACAACAGUAACCAUUUGAUGGCUUCCAGAGCAUUCCCUCCAGUGCUGUGAGUGUAGUUGAUGGAACAGUGUCUGAUCUGACAUCUAUCACACUGUAUACAAGUAGAAAAGACCAUGAAGUUUCUGCACUGUUAACAAAAACGUCAAAAAUAUCUUGGUUUAUUAUUCAACUUACCUCCAGGUCAGUGGGUGAAUUUCUUCUUUGAAGAGAGAAUGAAGUUUCUUCUUCCAGAACCGGAAUUACAAGUUUACAAAACUAUUACUCUUCUUGAGAGGGGGGAAAAACAACCGUGAAAGAAUGUUUAGUUUAUUGAACCUAAAAAAAAAAAAAGUCUUGACAGAAGUUAAUUAGGUAGAUAGAACAAUGCAGGACCUUACUCUAGGUAGGCAGAAGAAGGAGAAAAGAAAUCCUUGCAUGGGAUUCUUGGCCAAUCAUUGAUUAAAUGUUCAGUCAAUGUGUGUGUGAGACAGAGAGAGAGAUACUUGGGUCUUGAAGUGCAGUGGAUCAUAGACGAAAGGCCCCUUGAAAUUAUUUGAGCCAUACUCAAGCAAGCACAAAGAUAUGAAAGCACAAACGCCUGGAACCAUACAAGUCACAAGUUUAUUGACAAGAGGUGGGGGUCCUUGAACAUGGGGAAAGAAUAAGGGAGAUUCUUUUCUAGGCCACAUUGAGAGUGUUGUUUUCAGCUUGUUUACUACCUACCUAUAAACAACCUGCUUUUCAAAGUGUUCUGGAGAAAGAUGAUGUUAUUCAGAAUAUAGAGAACUGAAUAAACAAACAAAAAAGGAGCCAAGGAGUAAGGAGAGACUGUUCACUACAUUUUGUUACUGCUACACACCAAGGCCUUCUGUAUAGAACAAAACAAGGACACUAUUUUUAUUUUGCUGCCUGCCCAGUGCCCAGUCUUUGACCAACGGUGGCCUCCAAAGCCACAGAGCCUUCCUAGAGCUCAGAUUUCCACCAAGUGACCAGACAAUUCCUCUGAGUGGUGGUCAAAGCCAGCAAUGGUGUUCCUGUGUCUAUCCGAGGUGUUUUCACCCAUGAUGACGGCAGCUGCUUUCACCGCUCGCUGGCUUUAUAAACCAGCAAGUGCACCUUUCACCUUGUGCCAUCACAGGAGGGUGGUGAUAUCAAAACAUCAUUUGUGAUGAUGUCACAUCAGCAUCCAGUGCAGUGAUGUCAAGGUGGUUCAAAAGUAUCAUGAAAGUCAAGUAAAUAUUUUUAUGCAGGCACCAGAGGGGCACUGGUAACUACAAAAACCAGGUGUCACCCAGCUGCAAUAACGGGUGCUGUCAGAGAUCCUUAAAGCUCUACUGAUGGGAGAGUGUAUUCAUCCCCACAAACAGCAUGUGCCUGGCACCAAUCUUUAUCAAAGGCAUCAUAGGCCUUUAGGGGCCAGGAACGUGGAUACAACCUCUAUGUGAUCCACCCUUUUUGUGGUCAAAGACACUUGCAGAGCUACCUCUAAGAGGAGCAGUUCCAUUCAGCACAGCAGUCCCUUGACUACCCAGCCUUUCAUUUUUCCCCUGUAAAUUUUCUGUUGCCUGUUCUGGUGGCUCUGAUUUCUCCUCUCCUACCUACACAAGAUGAUAGCUACAUAGCCCGCCAAAUCUCCUUACCCCAGCUCCGCUCUCAAGAGUCAGCUUUCACCUGAACAAGAGUGGUGUGCACAACUCCAGCUGCCCUACAACUGCCUGUGCCUUUGAUCUCGUGAGAGAAAUUUGGAGUUUCUCUGCACCUGUGGUUGGAGAAUUUUGCCCUGGAUCCUACAAGUUUUUAGUCCUUCCUUCCUCUCACCCACCACAUCCUCAUCCUCACUGGCCCCUCCAACGUGAGGAUCAGUGACACUGAAUGGCAAAGUAGCUCUUUGAUACAAGAGGUAUGGAGAGCCCUCCUUCUCCUGGAUGGAGACACAAACAUCUCUCCACUUCCCUUAAACUGGUGUGUCCAACAGAACCUCGCUCUGGCAGGGCCUGGCUUUGGAACAGCUUCACUCUGAGGCUUUGUCGUCACUGCUAUAAAUGGGGAGGGGGGUACCUCAGGGUAAUGCACAUAAGCUACCUGAGGUAAAAAAACACAGUGAAGAGAAGGCACUUUAGUUUUAUCAUGAGGUAGUUUACCUCACAGUAAAGUGCUUUGUCUUCACUGUGUUUACUCCUCGGGAUAGCUUACACCUGUACCCUGAGGUAAAAGCCUCCCCUUUUUAUUGCAGUGAAGUCACCGCCUAAGGGGCAGGCACAUUGCUAUACACUGACCCAGUUCAGGACUUUCAUCCUUUCCCAGUUAAGGAGGAGGGAAGAAAGGGAGCAGCCAGAGGGGGGAAAGCAAAAGACAUUGCCUUCCCCCUCUUCCCCCCGCAACUGCCCCAUUCAUGUAUACUUACAACAAAUAGGCUAAUUCUGCACCUGCUCUGAAUCACAUUUUAGUCCCUUUGAAGGCCCUUAGGAGGGCUGCAAUCUGAUCCUCUACUGAAGAGGGUUCUGUCCUGGGGGUGACAUGUCCCCUUAUGAAUCACUGAAGCCCAUUGAUAAGGCCCUGUAUGAAUCGUGAUAUCCACAAAGUGAUGAAAGUAAAACUGCAUGCCCAUAUGAAAACACUUCAUUAGAAACUCUCUAUGGAGACUUCUGUGUGUUUGGGAACCCUGAUUUUUAGCAGGAACCAAGGAGGAACUGCAGGCUGCAAUGUUAGGCUUAAAACUCAGUCAAGAGGGAGGGAUUUGCUCUAAGGAAUGACCAUGCUGACUGUGUUACUGUCCUGUCAUUCUCCUGAAUCCCAAAUGGAAACUUCUAAGUGCUCUUCAUGAGCUGAUGUUUAUUAGAAAACUAUUCUUAGGUGUUUAAGGUUGUUUUCUAAUGAAAAUAUACAUAAUAAAAAAAGAAAAUGAAAGACUCUGUUAAUCUUCUCCUCUCCUUCUCUGUUAACCUGUAAUACACACUGUGAAAUUUACCUCCUCCUUGUUUGUUUAUUGCCAUUCCUGGUCAAUAAAAAUCUCUUUAUUUCUUUCCAUGAUUCACACGAGACCUUAUCCAGUGGCCUUUGUUGUCUGCUUUCACAUGCCAAAUUGAGGUCAACAUUUCAUUCAGAGGAUUUGAAAAAAUAAAGAUGAGGCAUUAUUGUCCUUAUUACAAUUG
Messenger RNA from Caretta caretta (loggerhead turtle), 12193 nucleotides. RefSeq names its product membrane associated ring-CH-type finger 4 (gene MARCHF4). The record is from RefSeq and is a predicted model, not a curated record. Gene Ontology annotation, cellular component: trans-Golgi network; Golgi stack. Lineage: Eukaryota; Metazoa; Chordata; Testudines; Cheloniidae. Gene Ontology annotation, molecular function: ubiquitin-protein transferase activity; zinc ion binding. Gene Ontology annotation, biological process: protein ubiquitination.